Molecule: messenger RNA, 939 nt
Organism: Closterium sp. NIES-65
Lineage: Eukaryota; Viridiplantae; Streptophyta; Zygnematophyceae; Desmidiales; Closteriaceae
Source: the annotation of a GenBank genome assembly
AUGGUGGAUAGGCAGGGCGCACUAUACACCAUGUCGGAGGAAAAAGCCCAGCUCCAUUGGCGGCGAUCCCAAGCCGCCCGCUUCCUCCUCCGCUGGCCCUCCCUCCACCUCUGCCACGUCAUCAACCGCGAGCGCCACGUAAGCGUGGGUCUCCACGUGGCUGCCAGCCUGGCACCCGCCGUUGCCAGCCAAGCGUCUCUCCUCCACUCCCUCUCGUCUGGUACUGUUCCCGGCACCACCGCAGCUACCAACACGACGUUUGCAGUCCGGUAUUCCAAGAAUCUGCCGAAUACAACAGAGGAGGCAGCUGUGUUGACUGAGGCUGGGAAGGCUAGUGCACAAGCGCAUGUGCUCUCGUCCCCGCUGGGCGGGGAACCCUACCUGCCUCGUCCAAUAGCAGCUGUACACGUCAGCAGGGGGGAUGAGGCAAGGACUGAAGGAGCAGGAGAAAAGGCAGGAGAAACGGCAGGAGAAACAGCAGGACAGUGGGGAGAUCAACGGACAGCAGAAGUAUCGCAAGCACUGCAGCGGCUGCAGUGGCUGAAUCCCGACCUCAGGAGAGUGUGUCUAUCUGGAGAUGCACGUGAAACGCCCAUCCAGCAGCAUCUGGAGGAGCGUGGUUGGGCCCUCCUACACUCCACUCUCGCCCGCAACCCACCUGCUCUGCUGCCUGCUGCUGCUGGUGCUGCAGCCGAUGCAGCAGGAGCGGGAGCAAAAGCAGGAGGAGGAGGGGAAAGAGAUGGAUUGGGAGGUUCGGCCUCAGCAGCAGCAGGAGCAGAUGCCUUGCCGGAAGCAGCAGUUGUGUUUGCUGACCUGCUGACAUCAUCCCUUGCCGAUUUCCUCAUUGCUGGCAUCAGCACAGAAUCAGGCAACUUGAUUCACGAGCUUAGAUGCACCAACGGGCGCCUCUUCUCCCCCGUGUGCGAUUUGAUCCUCUGA